AUGCAAACUCCAAAGAGAGUUCAUCUACAAACUUUGCUGCUUUUGGUCUAUUUGGUGCACUUAAGCAAGCCAGUAUGUGUGGAGGCACCCUCAGAGACCAAUGCGGUUCUGGGAAAGAUGAUGAAGUUGACUUGCAUCUCAUGUUUGAAACGUGAGGAAGUGAAAGCCAAGACCUAUGUAAACUGGUACUACAUGACCAAGGUGGAACAAGGUGUUACUCCAGACAAAACCCUUAUAUACAAGUAUGAAGAUGAUUUUCCUAUGGAGUUGAAUGGACCUUUCAAGGGCCGCCUGGUGUGGAAUGGCAGCCAGGACCUUCAAGAUCUUUCCAUCAGCAUUGUGAACGUCACCUACAACGACAGCGGCGUUUACGAAUGCCACGUGCUUCGCGUGUUCGAGUUCGACUCCUUCACUCCGUCAGCUUUUAUCAUGAGGAACCUCACAUUGAAGGUGAUCGAGGAAGCCAGCCCAGACGCCACAGCCCUUUACUCAGAGAUCAUGAUGUACUUGCUUCUGGUCUUCUUGACCUUCUGGCUGCUGGUGGAGAUGGUGUACUGCUACCGCAAGAUCUCAAAGUCUGACGAGUUGGUGCAGGACAUUGGGUGA
This is a messenger RNA of Nerophis lumbriciformis (worm pipefish), 606 nucleotides long. The record is from RefSeq and is a predicted model, not a curated record. NCBI's taxonomy places the organism in Eukaryota, Metazoa, Chordata, Actinopteri, Syngnathiformes, Syngnathidae.